AUGCUGUUCCCCUGCCUGGCAUAUAUUAUUACAGCCCUAACAUUUGUGUGGGCAGAUGAUGAUUGGACCAUUGUAUAUCCACAUACAGGGCUUGAUUACUCUGGCAAUACCACUGAACGGGUCGGCGAAAUCUAUGAUCUAGCAUGUGGUACACCCCCAAGCAUGGUGUCGGAACUGCUCCAAGCAGACGUGUAUUUGAAUACCACUUUGAUAAGUACUGAGCUGGUAUUAAACUCCACAGCUAUACAGAAGUACGCACAGUCACUAGCAGGUGAUUCAAUGCACAAGCGCAGCGUUGAUAACGUUAGCACCGGGCCAGAUGCCGACUACUAUUACCAGUUUCUCACUCAGAUGCUAAUGAAAGAAUUUAGUAAUAAUACUACUGCCGUGACCAAACGAACCUGGUGCUCUUCCCUAUAUAGCUACAUUAAAGAUUCAACUACUAUGCAGGUCGCACUCGCAUCAGUUAAGAAAUUUAAAGCUAAGUUCCUCGACACUUUUAUCGGCGAAGGGAUAAGCACCAUGUACAGUCUGGGACUUGACAUGCUGUCCAUGGCUGUUAAUAUUGCCUCGUUGACGAAAACCGCAUCGACUGCCAAAGCUUGUAAUAGUGUGGUCAAAGCGUUUAAGUAUACUAGCGGAACGGCUACAUACAACUACGUCGUUGGAAUAUACCCUUAUACCACUGGUAGCAAGUGUGACACUACAUUGACCGAAGAAGAAAUCGCAGUGAUUGUUGCGGACAGGAUUGAUGAAGGAGAGAGACUCAAAUCUGUUGGGUGGUGUACAACACUUACCCACGGUGGCACAUGGCAUGCCAGGGUCAAAGUGUUAAGAAUGGAGGUCUCUACUGCUUGCCUCCUAAGUUUUAGCGAUAUAAUCUGCGAAUCUAUAUAA
Kazachstania africana CBS 2517 is the source of this 897-nucleotide messenger RNA. RefSeq lists its product as uncharacterized. The transcript has a single exon. Bases 1 to 897 code for a protein of 298 amino acids. The record is from RefSeq and is a predicted model, not a curated record. NCBI's taxonomy places the organism in Eukaryota, Fungi, Ascomycota, Saccharomycetes, Saccharomycetales, Saccharomycetaceae.